Durio zibethinus is the source of this 405-nucleotide messenger RNA. The record is from RefSeq and is a predicted model, not a curated record. NCBI's taxonomy places the organism in Eukaryota, Viridiplantae, Streptophyta, Magnoliopsida, Malvales, Malvaceae.
AUGAGAUCUUUAACAACUAGAUCUAGACUGCUUGCCAUGGAUGCUUUAUAUCAUGGUGCAAGUAUUGCUACUGUUUUAGGUACUCUUGAUGCUACUGUUGGUUUACAUUGCCUCAAUGCUAGUCACGAUUUAGAUGGUCUUUAUGUUGGUGGUAGGCAAGGUGGAUUAGGUAGUGGUGAAGGCCUAACGAGUGGAGUACAAAUGGGAGGACAACUUGGUGGAAGUGCUAGCAAUGGCAUUACUAGUGGAGCUAGUGUUGGAGGUGACAAAGAAAUAGUAAGAGGGCUUAGUAGAGGUGGUGUUGGAAGUGCUGCUACAAGUGCAAAUGAUGGAGGUGGCAACAUUGGUGCUACUAGUGAAGGUAGUGUUAGAGCUAGCUUUGGAGUAGAAGUACCAGAAGGAUGA